Molecule: messenger RNA, 1753 nt
Organism: Porites evermanni
Lineage: Eukaryota; Metazoa; Cnidaria; Anthozoa; Scleractinia; Poritidae
Source: the annotation of a GenBank genome assembly
AUGCAUUUUUACCUUUUACAGGCGAUCAUUGGUCAACCACCACCCGUUCAUAGUGGGGAACAGACAGGAAGAUCUCAACAACCUUUCCUUGGUCAGCUUAACGCUGGAGGGGUUCACAAUGGGCUGAUUGAUCCCCAAGGGAUGCCACCAUUGGAAAUUGUACCAUCAAGAUACCCUUAUCGCCUGACGGAGCUACUUGUGGAGAAUCAGAACUCGAAUGUCAAUGAAAUGCAGAUGGUUCCCUUAUACCAGUUGCACUCAAGAGGUAGACAGCCAAUGCAGUACGAGGUGUUCGCUGGAGGAGUGCAGUUCAACGAUGGGGCUGAGGCAAGACCAUUGACCAGUCAAAUGCACUGUGGGCGAAGAAGGACGUAUGCAACUGAGUCGGUCGAUGAAAUCAGGUCUGUCGAGGAGACCAGUCAAUUUCCAGAGCGGAACCAAGCACGUGAACACACGCUUACGUCCAGUUUGCAACGAAUGCUGACUUCUAACAGGUCAGUAUAGUACGACAAUUAAACGCCGAAUGUCCGUGUAUCCCAUCCAACUAUGUCGAGGGCUAUUUUAAAUGGUCUCUUCCUCCGACCAAGGGAAGGCGGUGCGCCAUGUUGUUCCUGGAAAUGAUUGGAAUCGCACUGCUUGGUCUUACAACUCUAAUGAGCCUGUAGGAAUAGCAGAAUCAAAGUCGUUUAAUAAUCUGAUUCUCAUUCGUUUUUUUUUUUUUACCGAAAUACUACCUUUGUUUAAAGAAAGAAACCCGUAAAAGGUCAAGUCGUGAGAUUUUCAGUCAGCAUUGCAUAUUACGAUAUUACGAAUGUUAAGGACUGUUUUCAAUUGUUUUCUUUUUUUUCUGCCAGAACUCAAUUUUCCCUCAAAUAAAACAACCAACGCUUUAAAACAAAGAAAUGAUCUACCGCGGAGCCGUAACUUCCGCUUAUAAAGCCCUGGGCUUAUACAACUUCGUUAGGUGUUUUAGGAUGGUUCAUAAACGAAGUGUUUCAAAACAAGCUUCAUAGAAGUGCUGGUCAAAAUACUUUUUGUAUUUACUCACUGUUUUAAGCUUCAAUACAUCGUAAAAAAUCGAAUUCAUUUUAUUACAGCUAGAGGAAGGCUUUUCACCGGAAAUAUUUAUUUGUUUACAGGAAGAUUGGCCUAUAACUGGGGGGCGGGGGAAGGGUCUUAUAAGAGGGGGGCGCUUAUUAACGGAGGUUUACUGUAUGAACCGAAUUGUCUCUUUAGGUCAAGUCCACCAGAGCCUCUGAUAACACCAGGUCAGAUCUGUAAUGGAAACUAUAUUUGGAAGAUAGAAGGUUUCCGGUCUCUGCUUUUCCAGUAUGCUGGCAAUGGAAUAGUAACAUCACUUGACAGUCCUUCGAUUUACACUUGCUUGCAUGGAUACAAGUUCUUCAUGCGUAUCUUCCCAAGAGGCAUUGAUGGCGGAGAUGGAAGACACAUUGGCCUUUUUGUUGGCAUAAUGCAGGGAGAAUAUGAUACUCUUCUGGAGUGGCCCUUCUGUGGACGAAUCUCUCUCACCAUCAAGGAUCAAAGCACUGAUGUUCAUGGCUUCCGCCAAGAUAUCAGUGGCACGUUCGUGGCCAACAGAAAUCAGGCAGCUUUUCAGAAACCCACGGCUGCCGGGCGAUACAAAACACUGUAUGGUUACGCAGAGUUUGCGCCUAUCAACAUGGUUUGUGCCCCACAGUAUUCUAAAGAUGAUACUGUGAUGAUUCAUAUUGAGAUCCAUAAUAUGCCCUAA